This is a messenger RNA of Brachypodium distachyon (stiff brome), 1663 nucleotides long. RefSeq names its product protein SGT1 homolog. The record is from RefSeq and is a predicted model, not a curated record. Gene Ontology annotation, biological process: defense response to fungus; protein stabilization. Gene Ontology annotation, cellular component: nucleus; cytoplasm. The transcript has 10 exons. NCBI's taxonomy places the organism in Eukaryota, Viridiplantae, Streptophyta, Magnoliopsida, Poales, Poaceae. Bases 225 to 1346 code for a protein of 373 amino acids. Gene Ontology annotation, molecular function: protein-folding chaperone binding.
GCUUGCUAUGCACUGCACCUCUGCAAGCCCCCGUUGCCUGCAUUGCCCGGCCCUCGGAACACUCUAGAACAGCCCCACGGGCCUUAAAAGGCCGUUUAAUCGCAGCCAGCUCAAUCCAAUCCCUUGGAUCCCCCCACCAAAUACCGUAGAUCGAUCUCUAUUCUGUAGGUUCUCCAAAGUCGUCGUCUAGUCUUCUCAGACCUCGCCGCAGACGCAAAGUCGACAUGGCCGCCGCCGCCGCGUCGGAUCUGGAAAGCAAGGCGAAGGAGGCGUUUGUCGACGAUGAUUUCGAGCUCGCCGCCGAGCUCUACACCCAGGCCAUAGAGGCCGGGCCAGCCACCGCCGAGCUGUACGCCGACCGCGCCCAGGCGCACAUCAAGCUGGGCAGCUACACUGAGGCUGUAGCUGAUGCCAACAAAGCAAUCGAACUUGAUCCUUCGAUGCAUAAAGCGUACUAUCGGAAAGGAGCCGCAUGCAUCAAGCUGGAGGAAUACCAAACUGCUAAGGCUGCUCUUGAAUUGGGUUCUUCCUAUGCAUCUGGUGACGCGAGGUUUGCUCGUCUGAUAAAGGAAUGUGAUGAUCGCAUUGCUGAGGAGGCUAGCCAGGUGCCGGCAAAGAAGGCUACUGCUGUUGUUCCAGCUGCAACUUCUGGGGCUACAACUGUGGCCACUCCUGCUGAGGACAAAGAGGAUGGUGCGAACAUGGAGAAUUCACUGCCAAAUGUGGAAGUGCCAAGCAAGCCCAAAUACAGGCAUGACUUCUACAAUAGUACCACAGAAGUGGUACUGACAAUAUUUGCUAAGGGUGUUCCAGCUGACACUGUGGUUGUUGACUUUGGUGAACAGAUGUUGAGCGUCUCAAUUGAACUUCCUGGUGAGGAACCAUACCAUUUUCAGCCUCGCCUGUUUGCAAAGAUUAUCCCAGAGAAGUGCAAAUAUUUUGUAUUAUCCACAAAGGUUGAAAUACGCCUAGCAAAAGCAGAGCCGCUUACAUGGACAUCGUUGGAUUAUAGCGGUAAACCAAAGGUCCCUCAGAAGAUAAACUUACCUGCUGAAUCAGCCCAUAGGCCAUCCUACCCAUCAUCGAAACCCAAAAAGGACUGGGAUAAGCUGGAGGCUGAAGUGAAAAAACAGGAGAAAGACGAAAAACUUGAUGGGGAUGCUGCAUUGAACAAAUUCUUCCGUGAAAUUUACAGUGAUGCUGAUGAAGAUAUGCGAAGGGCAAUGAUGAAGUCUUUUGUGGAGUCAAAUGGAACCGUUCUCUCAACCAACUGGAAAGAUGUUGGUACAAAGAAAGUUGAAGGAAGCCCUCCCGAUGGAAUGGAACUGAAGAAGUGGGAGUAUUAAUGAACUCAGAUAAUCCAUGUUGUAAAUCCUGGUCGUGUGUCAUGCAUGACUUAGCUGCAAACUUGCAUGUCAAUGUUGGUGGAAUUAUGUGUGUUGCUCUUCAUUGUUUCCAUAUUGUAAGCGGUUUGGUUGACAGGAUAGAUUUUCAGUACUAUCGUAGUUUUUGCAAGACACAUCUGGUCAAUUAGAGUCUUCUAUACCUGUGUUUCUGCGGUAUGAAGUGCAGUCUGGUAUCUGGUACGGCAAAACUAUAAUCUGCGAAUUCUUUUGCUUUUUCUAAUGUAACCAUCUCAAUUUAUUCUAAUAUGUUAUCUUGA